UUGAUCUCGGUUAACUCUGCCAUACAUUUAGUUUCUGUGAAUUGCUUGUUUUCAUGUGGGUUAUUUUUUAUUUAUAAUUCCCCACAAAGCUUUGUCCUUACAGUGUCUGCAGCAGCAACAGACGAGGAAUGUGGUUGCGUAAUGUAAACGUGCCAAGGGGGUAAUUUACUCAACUGGUUGCUGCUGGAAGUCUGAGAAACGCCUAGUUUCUGAGUGUUUUUUUUGGAGCGACGACAACACAACGCGUUCACAGCAGACACUGCGUGUUUGAAGACGGUUUCGAGCUCACACCGAACACAGUCUUGACACAGGUGGGAACGUGGAGAUCGUCUAUAGACAGAACCAUGGCCGCAGUGCAUCACCCAGGGUACCCACACAGGGACUCACUUUACUGGGAUGAAACAGAGUGCCUCAACUAUUAUGGGAUGUUGUCUCUCCAUGAAGUCUUUGAAAUAGUUGGUUCUCAGCUGACAGAGACUGACAUUGAGGUGCUGUCAUUCCUUCUGAAUGAAACCUGUUCUGCACCACACCCUCUUGAUCCAGCAGGGUGGACAGUUGAGCCCCGUGUGGGCGAUACAGAUGACUCAGGCAUUUCCCCCAGUCCUCAGCUGGAAAAGGCCUGGAGGCGGCUAAAGCCUCAGAGCUCCCAGUCUCCCUUAGUGGCCACGUGUAAGCUCAUGAGUGGCCUUGAGCUGUUGUUGGAGCUGGAGAGGCGAGGAUACCUCAGUGAUGGCAAUCUCGAGCCACUACUGCAACUACUAAGAGUCCUCACUCGUCAUGACCUGCUGCCUUUUGUGUCCCACAAGAAAAGAAGGACAGUAUCUCCAGAUAGAACUCAACACAGUUAUGGAGUAGAGAAUAUACAGCUGGCGUGCGCCUCUGGACUGCAACACAGCUGCAGGCAGACAGAAAUUCCUCUUCCAUCUUUCACACAGCAAUUGAGAACUGGUAUUUACCCUCCUAUGCCAGGGCCAUCUGCUAGGAGGAGGAGGAGGAAGAAGAGGGGAAAUGGCUGGAGUCGCAAGCCCAAGAAAACAACCAGACAGGCCCACCCACUGCCUCCACCACUACCACCACUUAAAGUGUCCUGCAAUAUCCGCCUGCGUGUCCGGGCUGAAUACCUGGAACAUGAGACGGCACUCCGUGAUGGUGUCUCCUCGGACAAGCAGCAGCCCCUGGAGCGGCAGUUUGAAUUGUUUAGCCAAGCCAACUCGCUGCUUCGCGCCAGAGACCUGGGUUCCAUCAUCUGUGACAUCAAGUUCACAGAGCUGGACAACCUGGAGGCCUUCUGGGGCGACUACCUGAGCGGAGAUCUGCUGGAGGCCCUGAAGGCAGUCUUCAUCACUGACUCCCUGAGGAUGGCAGCCGGCACGGAGGGCGUCCGCCUGCUGAUCAGUGUGGACCAGGAUGACUACGAGGAGGGCCGAAGGCUGCUGAGAGCAUCCUCUGGUGGUAGGAGGAGAAUGCUGUCAUCCAGUAAUGAUGGGCGCACAGAGACUCACUGGGUUGUAUAAGCUGAUGAAACUCUUUGGCAUGUAUUAUAUUAACUUUGAAAAAGGUGAUAGUAGGGGAAGUUGUGGUUACAGUCAACCUUGGAAGCAUUUUUAAGGCCUCCUUUUGUAGUAGCAAUCCAUGUAAUAUCCACCAGAUGGCAGCACUUACCAUCUGUUUGUGUUCAGAACAGGCCUUACAUUUUCAGAAAUGUCAAUUUCAGUUGAAACAUUGCUAUUAUUUGUGAAAGAAGAAUGAAUAAUAAUGGAUCAAUGUGCUUUCCCUUUGGAUUCAUGCACAGGUGCUACUUUGUAAGACUUCAGGAUGAAACAGGAUGUAUCAAGAUUUUUCUUCUUAGUCUCAGUGAGGAAAGGAGCAAGCAAGCCUGUGCCACAAGAUCAUGUGGUAAGCUCCUCAUAACAUUAUCAGUCUUUAAUAAAUAAGAUUAAGACGGCUGGGCUGCCACAAAUGAUAGAAAAUACCUCAAAUGACCACACAGUGUUGACGUAUUUGCAUGGUCAUUGUCAAGGUCGAGACUACACACAGACAUACUUCUACACAGACUAAAUAGACAGCAGUCAAACUAAACACCUAAUCUAAGCAUUUAUCGACCAUUUUGUCCAGAAUUAUGCAUAGACAGUGGGUAUUCAGACUCCAGCAUGGCUCUUGAACCCCAAAAAUACGAACAGACCUCUAUUCCCAACACGUCGUGUUUUGCCAUUAGACAGUAGCAUGGUUUUCGUUGACAUGUUGGACUUGUAAUGAUGCUGCAAACGGGCACAUCCUUAUUACAGCUACUUGAAAGGAUAAGGAAAAGUUUCUGAUCUUUAAAAAAUGUGAGAGAAAAUUGAGCACAGAUGGAAAAGUGGGCUGCUCUUGGUACAGAUUGACCUUUGUGUCUAACUUUGGAGAGCCUAGUCCACCCAUAUACACCUAGAUAACAAACAGUAGGAUUCUCUGCCCUGUGUACAACGAUAACCUGACUUGUGAUUGCCGUGGUCAGUGGAUACGGCAGUUGCCAGUAGAUGACAGCAGUGAUUAGGGCUAGGCCUCAGCAGACCAUGGAAGAUUCAUCAUCCCAAGCUUGUCAACAGCAACCCGGAUAAUGCAAUGGUGGCUUGUGUCCGGGCUUCCAGCUAGGCCUCGGCAAGUGCUUCUCUCAGCAAGUAAAGCACAGGACAGUGCGUCGGUCAAUAGAAGUGAUGUUGGGGAGAUCAAAAUCAAAAGUGCGCAUCCCAGCUCCACUCAGCCCUGCUAUGUAGGCCCAGUAGAGUGGCUCACGGACAGCUGUCUACUCACCCUGCUGGAACUAAUGCCUGGACUUCACUCAUAGAAGACGAUCAAUAAGGCCCCUCCUCUAAGUCCCUUCAUACAGGCACGACUUAAGCAGCCAGACUUGCUACUGUCUAAAGUGCCAGGCUCUGCAGGGCCAGGCAGAAGAAGAGACAAUGGACAUAUUUUUCAUGUUUACUUUCGUUGGUCUUUGAUGAAUGAAUUUGUUGAUGUAUGAUUGCAUUGUUCAUAGGAGGAAAAAAGAAGUAAUUCAGGGGCACAUUUUUGUUAAAAUAGAUUUUGUUUUUGUAUGGCUGUUCAUUUUGCGGAAAUCUUUAUAUAUUAAACUUUAUUUCUGGUGAAUAAUAAAAGUUUGAUGGCCUAAA
Chelmon rostratus (copperband butterflyfish) is the source of this 3149-nucleotide messenger RNA. RefSeq names its product death effector domain-containing 1 (gene dedd2). Lineage: Eukaryota; Metazoa; Chordata; Actinopteri; Chaetodontiformes; Chaetodontidae. Gene Ontology annotation, molecular function: protein binding; DNA binding. The transcript has 6 exons. Bases 345 to 1514 code for a protein of 389 amino acids. Gene Ontology annotation, biological process: apoptotic process; regulation of apoptotic process; extrinsic apoptotic signaling pathway via death domain receptors. The record is from RefSeq and is a predicted model, not a curated record. Gene Ontology annotation, cellular component: nucleolus.